AGGUUGGCUUGCAGUCAGCUUUGGUAAUUCUUCAAGGGAAUUAACUUUGCCAUCAGAAAUGGAGUAUAGGACUCAGUCACCACAUCCUGAAUGACCGAAUCCUUUAAUACAAAAUGGAGAAGAAACGUAGAAAGAAAUGAGCCUGUUUCUUAGGCUUUACCUCAAAAGACCAUGAAAUCUCUACUUGUUUUGGACCCAGCUUUAAGAAUAUCCACUUGAUCAGCACAGCGAAAGCAACGUUUACCGAAACAAAGAUGAACUAGUUUAUAAAGAAGAAAAUUGUGAUUUGCUUAUAUGGAAUUUUUGGAAUGAAACCAUUUUCUUCUAUGACCAUGAAGUUUGCAAACAUCUGGUUUGUUCUGGUUGUUAUUUUACUCUGUGGCAAAAAACACUUCAGUACCAGACUAGGGAAUUCCUCUCACGAGGCUCAUAUAUGUCCUGGAUGUUCUCGCCUUACUUUGGAAGUGGAAUUCACUUCAACAGUCGUGGAGCAUGAGUAUAUUGUGGCUUUUAAUGGAUACUUCACAGCUAAAGCUAGAAGUAAGUUUAUUUCAAGUGCACUAAAAAGUAGUGAUAUUGAGAACUGGAGGAUUGUACCUCGCAACAACCCAGCCAGUGACUAUCCUAGCGAUUUUGAAGUUAUUCAGAUCAAUGAGAAGCAGAAAGAUGGAGUACUGACACUGGAAGAUCAUCCAAACAUCAAGCGUGUAACACCUCAGCGGAAGGUCUUCCGGUCGCUCAAAUAUUCAGAGUCUGAUCCAACGUUGCACUGCAAUGAAACCAGAUGGACUCAAAAGUGGCAAUCAUCUCGUCCCUUGAGAAGAGCAAGUCUUUCCUUAGGUUCUGGCUUCUGGCAUGCAACAGGCCGACACUCAAGCAGGCGUUUGCUGAGAGCUAUCCCACGCCAAGUUGCUCAGACCUUGCAGGCAGAUGUCCUCUGGCAGAUGGGUUACACAGGUGCUGGUGUAAGAGUAGCGGUGUUUGACACUGGGCUGAGUGAGAAACAUCCACAUUUCAAAAAUGUAAAGGAGAGAACAAACUGGACUAAUGAGAGAACCUUGGAUGACGGUUUGGGCCAUGGGACUUUCGUAGCAGGUGUGAUAGCCAGCAUGAGAGAAUGCCAGGGAUUUGCUCCAAAUGCAGAACUGCACAUUUUCAGAGUGUUCACCAAUAACCAGGUCUCAUAUACAUCUUGGUUUCUGGAUGCCUUUAAUUAUGCAAUUUUAAAGAAGAUAGAUGUUUUGAAUCUAAGUAUUGGUGGACCAGACUUCAUGGAUCAUCCGUUUGUCGACAAGGUAUGGGAACUGACGGCUAACAACGUCAUCAUGGUGUCUGCGAUUGGAAAUGACGGCCCUUUGUAUGGGACUCUAAAUAACCCUGCUGACCAGAUGGAUGUGAUUGGAGUAGGUGGCAUUGACUUUGAAGAUAAUAUAGCUCGCUUUUCAUCUAGGGGAAUGACCACUUGGGAGCUGCCUGGAGGUUAUGGUAGAGUAAAGCCUGAUAUUGUUACGUAUGGCUCAGGAGUGAGAGGUUCUGGUAUGAAAGGUGGAUGCCGCUCUCUCUCUGGGACAAGCGUAGCAUCUCCUGUGGUGGCAGGUGCUGUUACUUUGUUAGUGAGCACAGUUCAGAAGCGUGAAAUGGUGAAUCCGGCAAGUAUGAAGCAGGCACUUAUUGCGUCAGCACGUAGACUUCCUGGAGUCAACAUGUUUGAACAAGGACAUGGCAAGUUGGAUCUUCUGAGAGCUUAUCAGAUCCUCAACAGCUAUAAACCACAGGCCAGUUUGAGUCCAAGCUAUAUUGACUUGACGGAGUGUCCCUACAUGUGGCCCUAUUGUUCCCAGCCCAUAUACUAUGGAGGGAUGCCAACCAUUGUCAAUGUUACUAUCCUUAAUGGUAUGGGAGUCACUGGGAGAAUUGUAGACAAG
Mesitornis unicolor (brown roatelo) is the source of this 1925-nucleotide messenger RNA. RefSeq names its product membrane-bound transcription factor site-1 protease-like. Gene Ontology annotation, molecular function: serine-type endopeptidase activity. NCBI's taxonomy places the organism in Eukaryota, Metazoa, Chordata, Aves, Mesitornithiformes, Mesitornithidae. The annotation marks the transcript as partial. Gene Ontology annotation, cellular component: Golgi apparatus. The transcript is spliced from 11 exons. Gene Ontology annotation, biological process: proteolysis. The record is from RefSeq and is a predicted model, not a curated record.